ACAGCAGAGCUCAUGAGGAGGAAGAAGGAAGAGAAAAAGGACGAAAGAGAAGAAGCUGCUGGAGAACAAACUACCUGCGGAACUGAAGAAGAAGAAGAACUUCGACCACAUUCCUGCAGGAUCUUAAUCUGUUUCUUUAAAGUGUGUUUGGAUCAUGGAGAGCGUCCGAGCCGUCGUCUACCUGUCCGUCUGUCUGUCUGUGCUGACAUCACUCUGCCAGGGUCAAAGGUCGGCCGACAGUCAGUUGCCAUUGACGCCAGACGAGCCAAUCCUUGGACUCACAACCAACGAGCUGGCUGAAGCUCUGCAGGGUCUCCUGGAUGAAGCCGACAACAGAGUCGGUCUGUCUGUGGAGAAGAAAGCCAGCGUCAUCCCACGGUGUGAUGUUGGCGAGCGCUGUGCGAUGAAACACGGACCUCGGAUUGGUCGACUGUGUGACUGUCUGCGAGGAACAGCCUGCAACACCUUCUUCCUGCGCUGCUACUGAACACACACACACACACACACACACACUUUAAUGCUUUCAUACUUGUGAGAACAUAAACCCUGAACUAGGUAUGAAUUCUGUCCUCACAAAGAUAGAAGCAAACAUUGUCACACACACACCUGGCUGUCUCUCUGCAUGUUUGUGUCUUUGUGUUAAGAUUUCAGUGUCUGCCCUUCAGAUUCAUUUAUUUUUGUUAAUAAAGACUCUUCAUAAAGCUG
Molecule: messenger RNA, 705 nt
Organism: Acanthochromis polyacanthus (spiny chromis)
Lineage: Eukaryota; Metazoa; Chordata; Actinopteri; Pomacentridae
Gene: cart4
Product: cocaine- and amphetamine-regulated transcript 4
Exons: 4
Coding region: 155-487 (110 amino acids)
Biological process (GO): G protein-coupled receptor signaling pathway; negative regulation of appetite; positive regulation of MAPK cascade
Molecular function (GO): neuropeptide hormone activity
Source: RefSeq, a predicted model, not a curated record